This is a messenger RNA of Cladophialophora psammophila CBS 110553, 993 nucleotides long. RefSeq lists its product as uncharacterized. NCBI's taxonomy places the organism in Eukaryota, Fungi, Ascomycota, Eurotiomycetes, Chaetothyriales, Herpotrichiellaceae. The transcript is spliced from 3 exons. Gene Ontology annotation, cellular component: nucleus. Gene Ontology annotation, biological process: rRNA processing. The coding region runs from base 1 to 993 and encodes 330 amino acids. The record is from RefSeq and is a predicted model, not a curated record.
AUGGGCUCCAGUGCACGAAAGAAGAGAGAGAAAACGAAAGACUUUCAAAAACAAAAAUUGAAAGUGGGCAAGGCGAAACCUAGGGCUGAGAACCAUACCAACACGAGUUUCAGGUCUCAAGUUAUUGUUCUGAACCAACAGCUGGAUAUCAAUGCGCCUUCACAGUCAGCAGUAUUUCUUCACCAAAUCUCUCUUCUCAAUUCACGAUCCGACUCUCAAAGGAGAGAUGCCCUUGCCUCCUUGACUACUUACGUCGCUUCAAGCCUACCGGCAAGCGGUUUACCAGUUCCCACCAGUUCCCUUCUCAGCAGCAUUUGUCCUCUCAUGCUCGACGGCUCGGCAGGCGUUAGAAACCAGUUGCUUAAGCUCUUCCGGGCGCUACCCUGCGAGGAUGUCCGAGACCAUGUGAACAAAGCUUUGCCCUACUUACGUGCGGCUAUGACACAUUUAUCACGGGACAUACGACUCUCGUCGCUUGACUUUGUAUCCUUCAUGAUCAAAGCCGCGGGGCUCGAAUUGAUAUCGUGCCCUGGCGGUUGGCACCAGACCCUCGAGUGCUUUACAACGGUCCUAGGGUGGAGGUCAACCGACGCCAGCAGAUGGUCCGCCAGUAAAGCAUCGUUUGCAGGAGAUCCCAAAUCCACUGCUCGAGUAAUGCAAGUUCUCGCUGAAUUCUUGCAUGCAGGUCUAGUUACAGAUGAGCAAUCUUCUUCUGGAACUAGCGCAGUACUUGCAGGAUUUCCCCUAUGGGAAGUUGAAACAGUCCUUGUACCCGGCAAAUCUAAUGCGUACGCCCAUCUAAAUCUCUUCGGUCCACAACCAGAGGAUGAAAACCAAAUACUUGACGACCAACAGGAUAGAUUGCAGGACUUUGCACGAAAUUUUCAGGCGCCUAUCUGGGCCGGCAUUGAUGCUGCAAGGAAGGAAGGCGGAGAGCUGGGCCGUGCCUCAGGCCUACUACUCAAAAUACUGGAGCGCGCACAGAGUUCUUGA